Molecule: messenger RNA, 1620 nt
Organism: Penicillium angulare
Lineage: Eukaryota; Fungi; Ascomycota; Eurotiomycetes; Eurotiales; Aspergillaceae
Exons: 1
Coding region: 1-1620 (539 amino acids)
Source: RefSeq, a predicted model, not a curated record
AUGGAGAAGUGUUGGGAGGAGACGACCAUCGACACCUGGAUUUCGAAACGCAUGUUUGACCGGGAGUUCAUUCUAAAGCGUCUGGACGACAGACUAAAACAGUAUCUUCCAUUCUCCCAAGAUAAUGAAGGCGUUAUCGAAAGGGUCUUCCAGUCCGAGUGCACUACGGGGCUUUUGACCGAGGCUGUAUUUAUUUCCCUUUUGCAGACCAAGUCGACACUACCCUGCUCUUCCGAGGGAAUUCAAGCUGGGAAGCUCAUAUGUGACAGCCUUUUGUACCUUGGUGAUAUACCAUUUCCAAGCAGUCCUGGCAAGGAAAGGGAUGUUCCGCGACCCGGUCUCUCUUUGAAGCAUCUCACACGUUCAUUAAUGUGGAUGCUUCCAGACUGUGUUGGAGGAGUCAUAAUUGAAGGCUCGCGGUCCCGUAUGCGAACAUAUGCAGACCGCUGCAGGCUGCUUUUCCAGAGUCUCGCUUCUGUAUCUCAUAAUAUGCCACAUGAUCCUGAGAGCGCACUCAAAUUGGCACAGCAAGGGGCAUUUGAGGUCGAAUACGAAUCGCAUUUGGACUUUUGCUCGAUGAAUCGCGACGAUGAUGGUGACGAGAUCUACCAUGACCUACUUGACGUUCUCUACUCUACACAAGAAGAGAAAGCCCCUUGGCUUGCAUGUGUCCAUAGAAAUUCAUUUCGUCCCCGAGCAAAGAUUAUGGCGAUUGAGAAUGAUCUGCCAAAAUUGUAUUCACUUGGCAUUCCCGCCAAUAAUUUUUUUACUUUGGUCAAAGUUCUUCUGGCUUUGCAGUUUUCAUCUGAGGUCAAAGCGAAUGUGAACCAAUUUGAUGCGGCCGCAAGAUCUAUCUGUGCUACCUUCUGUGACUUUAAGGAGGCGGAAAUUAUUACGUGGCCAGGUUUCUAUCGUGGACUAAAAGACACCAUGCCGUAUCUCUUCGAUCCUAUAUAUAGUCUGCUUUUCGAGUCAUUUUUGGAGAAGACCAGCUCAUUUUGGGUAAUGACUGGCCUUGAAUGUCCCAAUUCAUUUGGAGAGAUCCUCACACUGCCCCGUGCGAGCCAGCUAUCAGCUUUUCUCAGCGGUUGCCUAGCCUUCGACUAUUUGAGGUGUCUUGAAUAUUAUACCCCUUCGAGUUUACCAAGUCCAAACGUGUUAAUCGAGGCAGUUGAAACAUCUCCCGAUGACAGUCGAGUUCUUCUCUUACUAUCUGGAACAACCAGAUCAGGAGAACCAUAUGUUUUCGGUGUUUUUAGCCCCAAACCAAAGGUCGACGGGGCUAGCAUAGUGACGAAUAUUGUCCCUAGUGCAGUGGGACUGGAGCCUUGUUCCAUUUUUCAGCUAGCUCCAGUUCAGGAUAUCUUUAGGGGGAUACCAGACAAGCCUGGAUGGAAAGUGGACAACGAGACGGUUACGUUUGGACAAAAUGGGGGUGUGAUGAUGACAUUCACAGAUAGGUUGCGCUGCGUUGAAAUCAUACAUGUUUCUGAAGAGGGUGGUGAAGGAGUAUACAGAUCAAAUAAGUUGAGGGGCAAUUGGACAGUCGAGCUUGAAAUGUCGCGGAUAGAAAUUUGGAGGGAGAUGGAAGAUAACGACGAGGAUGAUCUUAAAAGUUGA